AUGCCACUGGACGAAAACGAUCCUCUAGUAUCGCUAUUGCAUGUCAUUCAACGACGUUCAAAUCUCGAUAAAUCAAUUGAAAAUGAUUCUAUACAAACAAACGUUGACUACGAUACAAAAUUACAAAAUAUUCCAUCAACGAAAUCAGUACCUUGUCGGAACUUUGCUGCGUUAGAGAAUAAACGAUCACGAAAAAAGCCCAAACAAUUAACAGACAAUCCUUCCUUAAAAAGCGCUCUCACAAACAAAGCAUAUGAGACCAAUCAACAGGCAUAUUCAGAACCACAACAAUCCCAUACAUAUGAUGAUGAUGAUCAUGAUCAUCGUUAUAACACAUUGUUCUACGCUAAUCAUCUUCCAAUCAAAUAUGGAUUUCAAAUACGUUCUCUAAUUGAAAAGAAUCUGCUACCAUCUUGGCAAUUCAGCAACGAUCAAAAAAAUCAAAUUAUCUAUAAAUCUUCGUCAAUAGAGAACAAUUUAUCUAUUUCGAUCUCAUCAAGAUCAAAACAAGUAAAAUUCUCUCGAGUACCAACAGUUGCUCGAAAAUCUCCUAAUCCGCCUCUACAACGUCAUUGGAUUAAUCCAUGGUUGAAUAGUAGACAGUUAAGAGAACAUCAUAAACAACUGUCAUUACAUGCUCAAAGAGAUAUUCAUCUAUCAUCCAAGUCAAAUACAUCCAUCUCUAAUAGAGUCCUGCCAUCGAAUGUAAUGCCACCAAAGAAACGUCCGUGUGAUAAACAACGAUCGAAGAUAAGAAGACGGAAGCGAUGUGUUAAUUUCGAAGAACAUCUUCAGCGAUAUUAUUCAUCAAGAUGGUGUUUUAUUUCAACACGACGACUUCUAACCUAG
Adineta ricciae is the source of this 849-nucleotide messenger RNA. Lineage: Eukaryota; Metazoa; Rotifera; Eurotatoria; Adinetida; Adinetidae. The record is from the annotation of a GenBank genome assembly.